This is a messenger RNA of Hyla sarda, 3967 nucleotides long. RefSeq names its product Rho GTPase activating protein 28 (gene ARHGAP28). Gene Ontology annotation, cellular component: cytoplasm. Gene Ontology annotation, biological process: signal transduction; negative regulation of stress fiber assembly; regulation of actin filament polymerization. The transcript is spliced from 15 exons. Bases 304 to 2235 code for a protein of 643 amino acids. NCBI's taxonomy places the organism in Eukaryota, Metazoa, Chordata, Amphibia, Anura, Hylidae. Gene Ontology annotation, molecular function: GTPase activator activity. The record is from RefSeq and is a predicted model, not a curated record.
UUUGCUGUCGAGGACUGAACCUAUAGGGUUGUUUUUGAUUCUUUUGAGGCUGGAAAAAAAAAAAAAAAAGACUUGGGCUGUCACCGGCUCAUUAGGCUUUAAUCCAGUAUUUAGGAAGGAGAUUAAAGCCGUAGACUUGUCACAAACAGGAAAACGCCACAAACAGUGGAGUUAACGUCUGGAAACUCCUUAAAUAGCAGCGAAGCAAGUUCUGUAUUGUUUCGCAGGCUGCUUAGUUCUCAUUGUUCUGCAGGACUGGAGCAAUGCUGUACAUAACUUGCAAUAGUUCCCUUGGAUUUUAAUAUGGAUACUUUUACGGCCAGUGGUAUGAAAACACAAUAUGAACUAAUCUGGUCUGAGAUUUCAGAACAACUAAGCAUGUUAAGAAAAAGCAAUUCUCGGCGAAUCAACAGGAUGCUUUCUGAUGAAUCCGCACACACUCCUGUGUUUCAUAGAUCCAUCUCUGAAUCUUCCAUGGACAACUCAUCGAUGGAAGAUUUCUGGUGUGAACUCAAGAACAUCAAAGAGAACAGUGAGAAUGGGUCAGAUGACAGCCUGCUGGUGGAUGUUAAGCCUGCCGAUGAUGGAGAGAUGGAGGCAGAAUGGCUACAAGAGGCAGGUCUGUCCACCCUUAUCUCUGGUACUCAGGAACAUGAUGGUCAGGCCUUGCUGUCCACGUUAACUCGUACCCAGGCAGCUGCUGUCCAAAAAAGAUACAAUUCUUACACACAGACUAUGAGGAAAAAGAACAAACAUUCAGUAAGGGAUGUACGAGAUAUCUUUGGAAUUAAUGAAUCUACUCCCACAUUUGAAACCAUAGCAGUAUCCCCUCUUGCAACAAAUGGGAUUCAAAUCCCCAUGAAAAAACCCAUAUGGAAGCCUCUCCCUUCGAACAGUUGCACUUUAGAAAAAAGUAACCCGACAAUAGCAGAAGAACUGUCUUUUGAAGUGUCUUUUUCCGAGACCAUUGUUAUUGAUGAUAAAGAGAAACAGCCAAAACAAAGAAUUAAAAAGGACGACUGCAUCUUACCUAAAUUUAUUGUUUGGAAAAGCAGAUUUGGGCUGACGGAAAUUGAAGAUUUAUCUCUUGAAGACAUGAAGAAAAUACGGUAUCUCUCCCUAAUCGAAUUAACAGCUUUCUAUGAUGCUUUGGGAAUUGAAUUAAAGAGGAAUAGAGUUCUACGUGUUAAGGGAAGAGAAAAUGGCCUUUUUGGAGUUCAUUUGACAACAUUAUUGGAAAAUGAUCAAAAGAAAGUGCCUGGCACAAAGGUCCCCUUGAUCUUUCAAAAAUUAUUGCAGCAACUUGAAGAAACAGGUCUAGAGACAGAAGGAAUACUGCGAGUUCCAGGCUCUGCCUCUCGGGUUAAGAGUCACCGGGAGGAAUUGGAAUUCAAAUUUUAUGAUAACACUUUUGACUGGAAGAAAGUUCGAAACAAUGACGCUGCCGGUCUUCUAAAGAUGUUCAUAAGGGAACUGCCCACACCUCUGUUUACAAUGGAGUAUCUCCCUGCCUUCACUGCGUUAGUAGAAAAAAUCUCCAAGAUCAAAUUGCAGCUGCAAGCUCUUCAUCUAUUAAUCAUGCUCCUGCCAGAUGCCAACAGAGAUACUGCCAAGGCUUUACUGCUCUUCCUCAAAAAGAUUGUGUCAAAUGAAGAAAAAAACAAAAUGAGUUUGUGGAACGUAUCUAUGAUUCUUGCACCAAACUUGUUUAUUUACAAAGGAAAAAGUGCCAACCAGGAAGAGAUGAAGGCGGCGGCAUCUACUGCGCACAUUGUCCGACUAUUAAUUAGGUACCAGGACAUUUUAUGGACGGUUCCAGCCUUCCUGAUUUCCCAAGUGCGGAAAAUGAAUGAGGCAGCACUGAACAAUAACAAGAAGCAGCUUAUUUUCGAUAAGAGCGUAAGGAAAUUAUUGAGGCGAAAGACUAUGGAGCGUGAAAGGCCUGAAAGGAGAGAGCACUCUGAUGUACCUGAAGGAGUGAUAAGAGUCUAUGCUCCAUUACACUCAAAGGUUUCCAUGGCAAUCCAGCUGAACAGUCGGACAAAAGCCAAAGACAUCCUGGCGCGGUUUCAGUGUGAAAACAGCCAUGGGACUUCUGAUAAAUCACGCACCCAAAGCUUAUAUGAAAUUGGAGGAAACAUAGGAGAACACUGCUUAGACCCCGAUACCUACAUGCUGGAUGUCUACCAUGUUAACCCUCGUGCAGAAUGGAUAUUAAAACCCAAAAACAGCUGAGAACAAUGGAUUGUGCAAUUUCUUUUUUAAAUCUUCAAGCCGCACUGACGGAAUGUAUUGGACUAAGUGCAGCAUAGCUGCUAUGUACCAUGACUGACAUUGCUGGAGAUGAUAGACUAUGAAGACAUGGGUACUUGGAGGAAGUAAACACUAAACCUGUGGAGAAAACCUGUGGACCUUGAAUGAGCAUAUUUUUUUGCUCUUGGUGGAAUAUAAUUUAUGCAAUUUUUAUUUUUUAUUUUUUUAUGUAAAACACUACCAGAAAGCUGGAAAUGUGUCAGAUCCUCAGUUCUUGCUGACUGUUCCUUCUACAAGUAUUAUUGCUGGCACAGCUGUAUUGUUGGCCCUUCUUACUGCUGGACAGACAUUGAACCCAUUCAUGGCCACCAUUGAUGCCUUUAGAAGCUCUAGUGUGACAGGAAUGCUUUACUCAGCAUCUUAUAAGAACUCUUGACUGUAACUGUUGUACGUCCUUUUGUAUAGGAACCACUAAGUUUGUACAGUUACAUUUUUUUAAUCUAUUUGUAGAUAUUCUAUAAUGGUUUUGUAUUUUUUUAAACAUUUCCUCCGUGCACAUAUUUAACAUUUGUAAACCAUCUGUCAUUACUUCAGUAUUCACAUUUAGUGAUAUGUUUUUAACAUACACAUUAGUGGGUGCCUCUUCCAUAGGCCAUGAGUGUUUCUGCCAGGGGAUAUGUUGUAAAUGGAAAUAUCCAGGCAUUUGGCCAACUGGCAUGUAUGCUUUAGACUUUAGUGUUGAAAUGAUUCUUGCGUGACUUGUUUAUUUUGAUUGUGGAGCGCACGAUUGUGAAAGAUGAAUUCACAUGUAGAUGCAUAACUUAUAUAAAUCUAAUGUUUAGUAGAAAGUCUCAGCAUUUUGUCAUAAUAUACAGAAAGGCACUUUUUUCUCAAGAGGGGAGGGGGGGUCAAAAAAAACUUCACCAUUCUGGACAUGGACAUGGGUAAUUUUUUUUAUUUAUUUUUUCUUACUCUAUUCAAAUUUCUUACAGGAGAAUUCAAUAUAAUCUCCUGAGAUGUCAUAGAAACAGAUAGGACACAUUUAUUUAUGAGGUCUGUAAACUUAGGUCAUUGUUGAUUUCCAGAACAAUAAUGCACUAAAGAGAGUUACAAUAUUGUUGCACUGUUCAGAGAUUUCUGUGAGUGGGAAUCUGACAUAACAUUCUAAGUAAAGAUUCAUGUUGAAUAUCAGUAACUGUGUGGCCGUGUAACCUCAGAAACCUCUAAAAGAUCAGGAGAAAUCUUACAGUGGAAUUUAUCAUUGGCCGAAUUAGACACAGACCGUGAAAAGUGGAAUUUGUAUAAAGUGGGUGUGAAAGUAGGUAUGGCCUCCAGCUAUGCUGGAUUUAUUACAAUUUAAACUAAAGAGAUAGCAUAAAUUGUACCUGAAAUUGACGCUAGCUCAGAGCUGGAGUAGAUUUCAGAAGCACAGCACAUUGGCCACUUCAAUGCCUGAUUUAUUAAGAGAUGCCUCGUAAAAAAUCAGCUAAAGCAGAAUCCAGAGUACUUCACAUUGAGACCAUCGUAUGAAACGGUUGUCUUGAUAAAUUCUCCCAGAGACUUCACCAAUGUUAUGUAUAAUGUUUGUAUCUACAACAUACUAGAACAUUUUCAGUGUAUUUUUGCUGUCAUAUUUCGAAUUUCAAUUUCUAAUUCCAACCCAUAUGGAAGGAAGUCGAGAAUUUCUUUGGAGGUUCUCACCAUGACAUGGACA